Messenger RNA from Papilio polytes (common Mormon), 1128 nucleotides. RefSeq names its product ommochrome-binding protein-like. The transcript has a single exon. The record is from RefSeq and is a predicted model, not a curated record. NCBI's taxonomy places the organism in Eukaryota, Metazoa, Arthropoda, Insecta, Lepidoptera, Papilionidae. The coding region runs from base 236 to 1087 and encodes 283 amino acids.
CUGAACGGAUCUCGAUGAAAUUUGACAUAGACGUAGAGAAUUGAAAGAACACAUAGUCACUUACUUAUGUUUUACUCCACACGCACGGAGUCGCGGGCGAUAGCUAGUAAAUAAUAAAACUAUAAUAAUGAUCUAUCUAACCUUUCUACAAUAAAUAAACAGUUAUAAUAACCUUAAGAUAACAAACCAAAUAACAGUCGUUAUAUAAACGCGGAAAAUGUAAGUCGUAACAAACAUGAGAAAUAUAAUAAUAAUUCAAUUAUUAAUAGUGUUAAUAAAGGCAAAAUCAGUGGUAAUUUUAACAGACGGACCAAUAGAAUGGAUCGGACCAAGGUUGUACAAGAAAGAAUUACUAACAAACAUAUACAAAGAUCCGAUUGAGUUGGCGUACGAUUCCGCGACGAGAAAUCUUUUCUUCAUGCACAUGGAUCCUGUUUUAUUGAAUUCUGGAAGAGCUUACAUUAAUAUUAUAACAAAGGAAUCAAAGAAAAUAGAAGGAAUAACAAGGAAUAAAGCGACAGCAGUCGAUGCGGACACAGGCGAAGUUUACUUCGGUUCUAACGAUGGCUUGUAUAUCUACGAUCCGCUGACAAAUUCCGCUAGAAAUAUCGGUUUAUACAAUGUUAAUGUAUUAAAAAUUGUUAUUAGAGAUAAUAAUAUGUAUAUAAUAGAUGCAAAUAAUCAUAUGUUGUAUAAAGUAAACGGUAAGGAAGUAAGAAAAUUGGGUAACGCAAAAACUGUGAUCAACUUUGACAUCGAUGGUAAUAAAAAUGUGCAUUUUUUGACUAUCUGUGGUGUUUUUUGUGCAGUAAAAGGUGAUGAGAUUGUUAAAAAUAAAGAUAUUAAUGUUGCAUAUAAUUUUAUAGUAGAUUUAAAUAAAACUUAUGCAAUAACAGAUGAUGGGGUACAAGAGAUUGAUUGCGCUAAUGGUACUGCGCAUAAAGUUGCCGAUUUAAGUUUCCGUCCUCGCAGUAUAAUAUUCGGAGAUUAUGGUGACAUUUUUUAUUCGUCGGAUGAUAGCAUUUAUAGGUUAAAACCGAUAACUUCUUAUGUUUUGUAUAACAUUUCAAGGAAACGAGGUACUUAAUCAUGUAAUUGUUUUAUUUAAAUUAUGAUAAAAAUGUUUGA